This is a messenger RNA of Tetranychus urticae (two-spotted spider mite), 2983 nucleotides long. RefSeq names its product NAD synthetase (gene Nadsyn). Gene Ontology annotation, molecular function: glutaminase activity; ATP binding; NAD+ synthase (glutamine-hydrolyzing) activity. The record is from RefSeq and is a predicted model, not a curated record. Gene Ontology annotation, cellular component: cytoplasm. NCBI's taxonomy places the organism in Eukaryota, Metazoa, Arthropoda, Arachnida, Trombidiformes, Tetranychidae. Gene Ontology annotation, biological process: NAD+ biosynthetic process.
UAGAUACAAUCUAAAUUCAUGUUUGAUUGCUAAUGAUUUAAAUCUAGAGUUCUGUGAUUAUAUAAUCUGAUAUUAGUCAAUAAUUAUUUGUUAUCUGAUUAUGAUUUCCUCUUGCUCUCCAUUUUCAUCCGAUCAUCUUUCAUGACGUUUUGCCUUCCAUUCUGGCUUUCUGAGAUUCCAUGAUAUUGUGCUGCCAGUGCUACAUUUAUAAUAUUCCAGUCAAUCUAUUUUCUUGUCUACAAAAGAGCAGUUUCCUGGUCAAAUAUUGCUCAAAAUACAAUUGUCAUUAUCAUCAUUGAUCGAAAAUUGGACUCAAAUUAUCGAUAACAAAGUUUCUCUUAAAAAUCAGCCAUGUCAAAGAUUGGUGUUGCUGUCUUCACUCUCAAUCAAUUGGCUUUGGAUUUUGUGGGAAAUCGAGAUCGUAUAGUCAAAAGUAUUCACAUUGCUAAGGAAAACGGAGCUUCUCUAAGAGUUGGACCAGAGCUUGAAAUCUCUGGUUAUUCGUGUGAAGAUGCUUUCUUCGAAUCUGAUACUGUUUUCCAUUCAUGGGAAAUCGUGGCUGAGAUAAUACAAAAUGACUUUAGAGACAUAAUCAUUGACCUAGGAAUGCCUGUUUAUAAGGAUGGAUCGCUUUACAAUUGUCGCAUUAUAUUACUUAACAAUAAAAUUCUUAUGAUUCGUCCCAAGACUAAAUUGGCUGAUGGAGGAAAUUAUCGCGAAUCUCGGUGGUUCACUGCCUGGGGAGAUCCAACUGGCUCAAGCAUUCAAUGGUUUCCUCUACCCUCCUUCAUAUCAGUUCUUACACAUCAAAAAUAUGUGCCUUUUGGGUCAGAUAUUAUUCUAGAAAUCAUACAGCCUGACAUCAAUUAUAGUGUUUCUGAAUCUUUCGCCGUUAAGAUUGGUUUCGAAAUGUGUGAAGAAAUGUGGGUUGCUGAUGCUUCAAAUGUAUCUUUAUUUGGGGAAAAAGGAGUUCAUAUUAUUGCCAAUGGAUCUGGUUCAUACUGGGAAAUUCGUAAACUCGAUCGUGCCCUUGAUUUAAUGAAAACAGCGACUAGUAAAUCAGGUGGUCUUUACGCUUUCUCAAAUUUAAUUGGCUGUGAUGGAGCUCGUAUAUGUUUUUACGGAAGAAGCCUUCAGGUCCUCAACGGAAAAGUUGUUUCUAAAACAACAACCACCGAUACAUUUUUGCGAGAUGUCGAUUUUGCAAUCUACAAAUUGGACCCUUUAGAUAUAAUCAAUUAUCGCCAACAAUUCAAUGUUCGGAGCCUUUCACAUAGAAACGUAGGAUCUCGAUUAAACUAUUACGCUAAUCAAAGUAAACUGAGUGAACCAGAGUCAGGACUAGUUGAUUACCCAAAGGACCUAACCAUUUCUAUUUUCAAUUUCAAUUUAUUUCAAACUCCUUUAUCUUCAAAUAUACCUUGCCACCUUGAAUCAAUCACACCUGAACAAGAAAUAAUUAUGUAUGGAUCUCUUUGGCUCUGGGAUUACUUGCGCCGUUGUCAUUCAUGGUGCAAAGGUUUCAUUGUGCCUUUGAGUGGAGGACUGGAUUCAGCUUCCGUUGCUUGCUUGGUUUACUGUAUGAGCUCUUUUAUUUAUAAGCAUGCUAAAAACCAAUCACUUAUAGAGAAUGAUUCAGAAUUUAUGACUUCCUUGACAUCAAUACUUGGUACACCAUUUAAAAAUAUCAAAGGACCUAAAGAUAUCUGUCGAAAAUUACUCCGCUGUGUUUACUUGAAAACUAAUUACUCGGGUAAAGCUAGUGAAGAAAGAGCUGAACGACUUGCAAAAUUAUGUGGAGCUGAGUUCUAUUCCGUAAAUUUCACCGAGAUAUACAAAUCUGUCGAUAGCUUGACCAGUAAAGCUCUCAAUAGAGCAGUUCCAAAAAGUAUUCCUUUAAGGCUUCAAAAUCUUCAAGCCAGACUGAGGAUGGUUCUAACUUAUGAUCUUAGUGAAUGUAACCGUCUAGUCUUAGCAAGCGGUAAUGUGGACGAAGCUUUGGUUGGAUACUUGACAAAGUAUGAUUGCUCUUCGGCUGAUCUUAAUCCAAUUGGCAGCCUUAGUAAACGUGAUCUUCGUAGAUUCUUAUCUUACAUAAAAGAUAAAAUUUUAACUGAAGACAAAGAAGUUUUGGACUUGAUAUUGAAUGCUAUUCCAAGUGCAGAGCUUACCGGUGAAAAUCAAAGCGAUGAAGAUGAUCUCGGUUUAACAUAUGAUGAGCUUAGCUUAUUUGGCCGACUACGUCGAGGCGAAUUUGGUGCAUGCGGACCUUACAGUUUAUUUUGCAAGCUUUUGGAAAAUGCUGAACAGUAUAAUCAGCCUUCUGAUCCAGUCAUUUUGUCCAACAAAGUCAAGCGAUUUUUCACUUUACAUGCUCGCAAUCGUCACAAACAAACAGUAUUAACGCCUUCACUUCAUGCUGAAACAUUUUCCCCGGAUGAUAAUCGAUUUGACCAAAGACAAUUUUUAUUCGAUACUAAUUGGACCUUACAAUUUAAAACAAUCGAUGAAAAAGUAGCUGCAUUGCAAAAAGCAAAGGAAGUUUGAGCUUUAUGCACACCAAAACAAAUUAAAUAAGAUAUUAGAUCUGUGUCGUUAACAUUUGUCAGGGUGAACAGACUUUAAAUUUUCUAACUUAAUAAGCAAAAUGGAUAAAUAUUUCUAUAAUUUUAGGUAGAUCAGAAAUUUUUGUACGAAAAUUGCAUUUUGAAAAAAUUAAUUUUUAAGCAAAAUUAUUAAUCAAUGAAAUGAUCGCAAAUAUUUUCAAUUGUAACCUGAGUUUUAUAUGCAUUGAUUUAUAAGAUAACUUUUUCAUGCAGAACUUACUGGGCUACCUAAUGUUUAAAAAUAUCUAAUAGUAUUAUCUAUUCAUGUUAAAGUUCUAGGAAUAUUUUUCACUUUUCAACCAAGUUUCCCUCUUUGAAUGACUAUAUUGUUUGAUUAAUUUAACCUUGUUUUUAAAUAAAUGCUUUCUAAUUAACAA